This is a messenger RNA of Chinchilla lanigera (long-tailed chinchilla), 2194 nucleotides long. RefSeq names its product potassium channel, voltage gated subfamily A regulatory beta subunit 2 (gene Kcnab2). The transcript is spliced from 17 exons. The coding region runs from base 495 to 1598 and encodes 367 amino acids. The record is from RefSeq and is a predicted model, not a curated record. Gene Ontology annotation, biological process: potassium ion transport; regulation of action potential; transmembrane transport. NCBI's taxonomy places the organism in Eukaryota, Metazoa, Chordata, Mammalia, Rodentia, Chinchillidae. Gene Ontology annotation, molecular function: voltage-gated potassium channel activity; potassium channel regulator activity; transmembrane transporter binding. Gene Ontology annotation, cellular component: juxtaparanode region of axon; cytoplasm; extrinsic component of cytoplasmic side of plasma membrane.
AACCUGCCGGAGAGAGCGGGAUUUGGGGGGCGCUAAAGUCGCAGGGGCCGGGCGGGAAGGAAGAUCCGGAGCGGGUCGCAGGAUCCGGAGCUGGAGCCCCCAGGCAGAAGCCAGCCGGGGCGAACACACCUUCAGCGCCCGCCUUGCUCCCCCAGAGGAAGGUUUUGAACAGGGCCAGCCUGCACACUGCCGAUCAAGCCUGCUGAAACAGCCUGCCUUCUGGGUAUCAGUUAUUAGAGUGGAUUAGUGUGCCAAAUCCCCGGAGAGAAGGCUGUGAUCUCAUAAGAGAAGACCUAGAGAAUCCCUAAGCUGACCGGAAAGACGGCAAGCCACAGAAGACAGCUGAACCCACAGGAUGAAUGAAAAUCCAGGGACCGAGAACACGCGUGGAGACAGUGCCGAGAGCUUCCUACAGGUCGCCCCACCUCCUUGAAACACAGAGAACUUUCCGUCUGUGAAGAAGCGAGCGGGUCUGCACAAGUGAGGCCGGCUCCAUGUAUCCAGAAUCCACCACGGGCUCCCCAGCUCGGCUCUCCCUGCGGCAGACAGGCUCCCCCGGGAUGAUCUACAGUACUCGGUAUGGGAGUCCCAAAAGACAGCUCCAGUUUUACAGGAACCUUGGCAAGUCCGGCCUGCGGGUCUCCUGCCUGGGGCUCGGAACAUGGGUGACCUUCGGAGGCCAGAUCACCGACGAGAUGGCAGAGCAGCUAAUGACCUUGGCCUACGACAACGGCAUCAACCUCUUCGAUACCGCGGAGGUCUACGCGGCCGGCAAGGCUGAAGUGGUCUUAGGAAACAUCAUUAAGAAGAAGGGAUGGAGACGGUCCAGCCUUGUAAUCACCACCAAGAUCUUCUGGGGCGGAAAGGCCGAGACGGAGCGGGGCCUCUCCAGGAAGCACAUCAUAGAAGGUCUGAAGGCCUCGCUGGAGCGGCUGCAGUUGGACUAUGUGGACGUGGUGUUCGCCAACCGCCCCGACCCCAACACGCCCAUGGAAGAGACGGUGCGGGCCAUGACCCACGUCAUCAACCAGGGGAUGGCUAUGUACUGGGGCACGUCGCGCUGGAGCUCCAUGGAGAUCAUGGAGGCCUACUCGGUGGCCCGGCAGUUCAACCUGAUCCCGCCCAUCUGCGAGCAGGCAGAGUACCACAUGUUCCAGCGCGAGAAGGUGGAGGUGCAGCUGCCUGAGCUGUUCCACAAGAUCGGCGUAGGCGCCAUGACCUGGUCCCCGCUGGCCUGUGGCAUCGUGUCCGGGAAGUACGACAGUGGCAUCCCGGCCUACUCCAGGGCCUCCCUGAAGGGCUAUCAGUGGCUGAAGGACAAGAUCCUGAGCGAGGAGGGCCGGCGCCAGCAAGCGAAGCUGAAGGAGCUGCAGGCCGUCGCCGAGCGCCUGGGCUGCUCCCUCCCGCAGCUGGCCAUCGCCUGGUGCCUGAGGAACGAGGGUGUCAGCUCCGUGCUCCUGGGUGCUUCCAAUGCAGAGCAGCUCAUGGAGAACAUCGGGGCAAUACAGGUCCUUCCAAAACUGUCCUCGUCCAUCAUCCACGAGAUCGACAGCAUUCUGGGCAAUAAACCCUACAGCAAAAAGGACUACAGAUCCUAAGUCGGCCCCGCCACCCACCAGGACACUUUCCGGCCCCCUCCUCGUCUGUUCGCUGCUUACGCUGUUUCCACGCCACGUGCAGAGUGGGUUUGCAUCCAGGAGAACCCGCCACGCCCAGACACCAUCGGCCGUGACCUCUGAGUCUCUGUCAGACGCCGCCUGCUGCUUCGCCAGACGCUGUGGGGCCUGUGCCCGGGGACGGCGUCGGUCCCGUGCCCACCCGUAGCCUUGCUCCUCCUCCGGGAGAAACCGAGUUCGUACCCAGCCUUUCAUGGAGACUCCCAAAGCCAAGGCCAGGCCGAGACCUGGCUGGGUCCUCAGGGCAGGCAGGGCGGGCCUCUCCCCUGCCACACCCCCACUGGGGUCUUCUCCUGUCCCCCGCUCCCCACCUGCUCCAGGCGCACUGUGCCGGGCCCAAGCCCAGGCCCCUCCUGCCACCCUGUCCACCCCAGUCCGGCCCUGUGUCCGCUGGGCCUCGGCGGGGCCUCGGCUGUCCAGCUGGCCCUUGGCCCCCACACCUACCCUUGCUGGCAGGGGCAGAGACCCCAGGGGGAUUGGCUCUGUGGCUGGGGACCCACAAAAAUCUGGGCAUCUGA